This is a messenger RNA of Trametes versicolor FP-101664 SS1, 772 nucleotides long. RefSeq lists its product as uncharacterized. Bases 105 to 752 code for a protein of 215 amino acids. The record is from RefSeq and is a predicted model, not a curated record. Lineage: Eukaryota; Fungi; Basidiomycota; Agaricomycetes; Polyporales; Polyporaceae. The transcript is spliced from 4 exons.
CGCACUUGCUCCAGCUGCUAGGCUUGGGAGUAGUGCUAUCUAUCUAUAAAGCCUGUCGGUGUCGGGGCCUCCGUUUCCACCACACUCCCAACUCCACCCCCACCAUGAAUCUGUUCGGAAAAUCCAGCACGCUCUCCGAAGACCCGGAAAUCCGCCAGGUUGAGAAGUCGAUCGCACAGGAGGCCCGCGAGGACCAGAAGAACCUCGAUCGCAAUAUCAAAGCUCUCUCCGGCGCCGAAAAGUGUCAUCACAAGAGCAUCAGGGCGACAGCCAAGGCGCAGCAGGCAGUCGACAAAGCCGUCGAGACCGAAUAUGAGGCUACGAAGGCGCUCAACCGUGCCGCCCACGAUCGCGAUGCAGCAAUCGCUAAUGAAGCGACCGCAGAGAAGAGUGUGAAGAUCAAGCAGGAGCACGAGGCCCGACUCGAGCAGGACCUCGAGAAGAGGCGCGUCCACCUGGACGAACAGCAGCAGCGCAAGGCGCAAAACGACCAAUCGCGCGAGUCACGACUUUCGCAUGUACACGCGCAGGCCGCCGCCGCCGCCGAGUCGCGCAGCGCAAGCCUCGACACAGCAGCAGGCCAGUAUGGACGCGCCGGAGACGUGUCCGAGGUACCCCGUGCCACCGACCCUAGGACAACUACACCCGCCGCUUCGCCGCCCAUUGGUCCUGGAGACCCUGCGAAGAUCGAGAGACCGGCCAAUAAUGGGGGCGUGUACGAUUCCGACGCCGACUUCCGCACUUUUAUGUGACUUGCCAAUAUAUACCCCCG